AGACCGACGGCGCCGGGUGGGUGGAGCCCCCGGAGGAGGGAUGCUCGCGGUGGAAGGAGGGGACGCGGCUGCCCUCCGGUGGGAGCGGGACCCCCCCUGCGCCAGGCCGGAUCGCGCCCUGCCAAGCGCCCGGCGGGGACAGAGGAAGGAUGUCAAGAUGGUUCCUAGAAGCAGGCAAAUGAUGAUGGCGCUCGUGGAUACUGUACAGCAGAAACACCAGAUGCAGCUACACAGGGCGAGCUGUUUUAACACUGGGACUGUACUGCAGACGUCCACCAUGGAAGACUUGGAUGGACCUUGUUCUGUUGGGCAAGCGCCGCCUGAGGUUGUUCGUGGCUCAGAGACAACCUUGCCUGAAAAUCAUCUCCCAGGAGCCUUUGAGCAGAGUUCCACAGCACAGACUCAAACUCUGAGAGAUUUUGAGAAGCACCUCAAUGACUUGAAGAAGGAAAACUUCAGCCUCAAGCUACGCAUCUACUUCUUAGAAGAACACAUACAGCAGAAGUACGAAGCCAGCAGGGAAGAUGUCUAUAGACAGAACAUCGAGCUGAAGGUAGAUGUGGAGAGCCUUAAGCGAGAACUCCAAGAGAAACAGCAAAUAUUGGACAGAGCUUGGGUGGCAACAGAAAAACUGAGCAAUCAGAAUGACAGUGACACCUGUCACCAGGAAAAGAAUGACUGUGCAUGUGAUAUCCUGGAGAAGAAGAUUCAGCUAUUGCAAGAGGAGGUCGGGUCAGCGAGGACCAAAGCAGAGACAAUGGCAACUCUGGCUGAGGCUGAGAAGGAACGCCGCCUAGAACUCGACAGGCAGCUGAUGGAGCUCUCCCAGAAGCAAGAUGAGCAUAGAAAAGACCACGCUCUUCUGGAAACCUACUGUGUUUCUUUGGCUGAGAAGGACAAGAAGAUUGAGGAGCUGACGAGGAAUCUGAGAGACAAGGAGCAGCUCCUGGGGCUGCUGUCAACAGAGAAGCAGAAUCUGCUGCAAGGCCUGGAGGAGCCACAGAAAAUGGAAGUACAGAAUUUGUAUGAGGAUCAGGAGCAGCUGUCUCGAUGUGACUUGCACCUGGGCAAACAAACAUCUGAAUUAAAUAAUGCAGAACUGCUGGAAAAAAUCAGCUCCUUUGGUGCUACCAAUAAGCAGCUUCAAGAGAAACUGAAUGAGAUCAGUUUUGAAUUGAAAUCUGUUCAGCACACAUCAUGGACUCAGGAUCACAAAAUCCAGAACCUGACUGAAGUCUUGAAGAGCAAAGAGAAUGAGUCUGAAGAACUGAAUUGUGUGAUUGAAAGGCAGAAUGAGACAAUAGCUAAGCUACAGGAGAUGCUGCAUAAAAGCCAGCUUGGGCAAUUGAAGAUCUCUGAAGGUACUUCUGCAUCACAGCAGCAGCAAAUAGCACUUCUUAAUGUGCAGAACACACUUUUCUUCACUCAGCUGGAAGUGCAGCGAUUGAAGAGGAUUCACCAGCAAAAGGAUCAUCAGUUGGCUGAGGCAAGACAGACCACCCAUUUUCUUGAGUCAUUGUUGCAAGAGGAACAGCAGCAGAAAGAGGCAGCGUGGAAACACAAUAAGGAGUUGUGUGCUACUCUUCAGCAGCUAGAAACAGAGUUGCAGAACAAGAACUGCCAAUACUGUAUUUUGGAGAGGGGAAAAAUGUUGGAGAUACAAAGUCAAGAGCAAAAAAUUAAACAUUUGAGCCAAAAGCUUACUUACAAAGAACAGCUUCUUCAGGAAUCUAAGGAACUCCUCCAGUAUCAUCAGAACAGGGACAAGGGCCCCACAUCUGCUGAUAAAAUGGUGCAGAAAUUGCAACAGCGACUUAAAGACAGAGAUGCUGCCCUGGAGCGAGCAAUAGAUGAAAAGUUCUGUGUGCUUGAAGACAGAGAGCAAGAACUGCAUCAACUUCGUUUGUCUGUGAAAGAGCGGGAGCGCGAUCUGGAAAGCCUACACCAAGUCCUAUCCAAUAGCAAGGCUACCAUUCAGGAUCUGGAGAGCUUGCUGAAAGCCAAGAACCUGGACCAUGAACACCUUUUGAAAACCCAUCAGAAUUUGCAGUGGAUGAAAAAGGAAAUGGAAGCAAAAUCUCACAAAUGGCAGGCAAAACAAGAAGAAAUCAUCCAGCAGCUGCAGACAGCUCUGUGUGAUAGGAAUAAGGAAGUGGAAGCAUUCUUGACAACACUGCUGUGCAAGCUGCUGCCUGGGCAGAGAGGCGUUGUGGAAGAGCUGUAUCUCCGCCUGCAGCGGAAAGAGCAGAUCAUUAAGGAACUGCUAAGUACCAAAAGCCUGCAGGCUGUAGAACAAGUGGCUGCACUUCAGGAGCUGCUUCAGACAGUGUUCGCUAGAGAACAGCAGCAUCAUGUAGCAAGACAAAGUUCUGGCGAGACCACCACUGCCAUGAUUGCAGAAAGGGGAGAUGUCGGGUCCAAGGCACAGAAAGCUGUAUUUGAAACAACCGCCGGACUUGAGAAGGAACUUUUUAGUGCCAGGGAAGAGCUUGAGCUGUUGACCCGGAAGGAGAGGGAAAGCAGAGUGAGUCUGAGGAGUCUGAAGCUGGAACUCUCUGCUCUUCAGUCUUUGGUCACCUCUCAGGAAGAGGAGCUGCAGGUUCAGGCUUCUGAUGUUGAAUCUCUCACUAGAAGUAACCAGAUCAAGGAAGAACUCAUAAAGGACUUGCAAAUGCAGCUGGUUGACCCUGAAGAAAUGCCAGCAAUUGAGCGACUCACCCAAGAGGUUUUGAUGCUUCAAGAAAAGGUAGCUCAGUUGGAAUCACGAGGACAGGAGGCUUCAGGAAGCAGGCAGCUGCAGCUGGUGCUGGCGCUGGAGGGCCUGGCAGCAGAGAGGAAUCAGCUGAAUGAAACCCUGAAGGCAGAAAAACAACUCUACAGCACUUUGGUGAAGCUUCACAAUCAUCCUGAUAGAUCUAGGACAGAAGAGACCCUACAAGCAGAGUUGGAGGCAGUUCAGGCCCUCCGUGGACAACUGGAAGAGGCGCUUGGAAGAAGCCUGGAGCGCCUGAGCAGGCUGGAAUCACUGGAUAGCUUUGGAGAUUUAACUGUGGCUGAGGAUGCUGAGGAUGGUGGCACCGAGUUCACAGACAGUAUUGAAGAGGAGGCAGUACAGAAAAGCACUCAUCAGCAGAGCACGAUGGGAGAUACUGAUGACAGAUCGGGGAUCCAUUCCAUUUGCCCAGCUCUACCUUCCCUAACAAGGGAAAACAGUCUUCAGACGGAGCUGAUUUCUGCAAAAUGUGAGAUUCAGGAUCUUUCAGAGCAGAAGAAGAAGCUGGAAGAAGCACUACGGGAUCUCAAGGGGCAGAUUGAGGAAGCUGGGUUCUCUUCAAUGUCUCAACUCAGGAAGGCCCUGCUGAGCCUCUGCCUAGAGAAUGCAGAGCUCAAAGAACAAAUUGGAGAAGCCACGUUGUCAGAGGGUUGGGAGAAUGAAGACGAAAAGGAAGAUGAAGAAAACCUGAGGCUGGAAGUCAGGAAGCUGCAAGAGAAGCUACACACUUCGGAGUCUGUCAUUGGCCUCCUCAAAGAACAAUUGACUCUAAGCAGCCAAGCAGGUUCCAUCGUUGAUCCCUUCGAACAUGGCUGGUUCCCUGGUAGUGCUGUGGCACAGGACGUUAAUCAGCUGCAGAUGGUCAAGCACUGCCAGAACAAGGCCCCACAAGGGUCAUGUUCACCACCCCAAGAGGUGGAUUCCAGCCCCAUGCAUAGUUCAAAAGGGACCCAGGUGGAAAAAUGGAGAACCGUACAUGGUUCGAGACAGCAUCUCAUGGAGUCAUCCCAGUUGCUCCACUCAGAACUGCCUCAGUGCAAACAGCAAUGUCAUAAACUGCGAGGCAAACUUUUGGUUUCACAGACCACCAUCCAGGCUCAGAUGGCUCAACUGGCAGAAUGCCAGGCCUUGCUCAGUGAGCCCACAGUACAACAGGACAGCAAGCUGAUACAAGUGGAUCUCCAGGACCUGGGCUAUGAGACCUGUGGGAGAAGUGAAAACGAGGCUGACAGGGAAGAGGCCACCAGUCCUGAAUGUGACAAUCCUGCUGAGGAGCUGGAGACUUGGAAGAAGUUGCUGGGCUCCCCUUCAAGUCAGCUGGCGAAGGAGGAGUCCCUCCAAGAUGCCAGCCAGUCUGAGGACACCACCACUCUCCGCCAGCAGGUCCAGGCCCUCCAGCGGCAGCUCCAGAGUGCCCAGAAAGUCAUCCAGAGCUUACAGAACCGUGUGCCUUCCAUUUCCACCACCAGCGACUACGCCUCUGGGAAUGAGCAGCACUCGUUAAAGCUGAAGCAGGAUUAUACCCUGGGCAGCUCUCCUUCCCACAGUCUCACCGAUGAAGAUGAAGGCUGGCACUCAGACAGCUUUGGGUCUCUCUGCCCCCAAAAUCUCCGCCGCAACCAGGAUCUGGCCAGACUUAUCCAGAGGGUGUCACUGCUUGAGGCUCACCUGGGAGAGGCUAAGCCAAAGAUAACCUUGCAAGAAGAAAUGAAACCUACAGCCUCCAUGGGGAAAUAUGAUUCGUUGGUCCAAGCUCAGGCCCGGGAGCUCUCCCACCUGCGCCAGGUGAUGCGAGAGGGACAAGGCAUGUGUCGCAUGCUGAACCAGCACUUCAAGAGUACCAUCAAGUCCUUUGAGGAGCUCCUGCGAGGCACUGACAUCGAUUACUUUUUGGGACAGAGCUUCCAUGAGCAAUUGGUACAAGGAAACCAGCUGGCAGGACGACUGACUAGGAAACUGAACAGUAGGAAUGACCUAAACAUGGAGGACAAAUCAAGUCAUGAACUACUUGUUCUGAGACUUAGCAAAGAGCUCCAGGAGAAGGAACAAGUCAUUGAGACCCUGCAGGCCAAGCUUCAAGCACGCCCAGUGACCCCAUCCAGCAGCCAUACCAUGUCAGAGUCAUCCCGUGCUGGCAGUAGCACCUCCUUUCUCUCUGACGGCCUGGAAGACUGCUCAGACAUGGAUGACGUCACCGAGUCCAACUCCUACCAGGAGGACCCCAACGAAGGACAGUUUCAUGGCCUCUUAGACAAAGACCUUGGUAAUCUUUCUGACAAAGCAUCAGCCCAGCCAUCUCACCCAACCUCUGGCACUACAUCACCUACUGCUCCAGCAGAAUCCCUGCAAAGGAACCUUGCUGUACUUCCUCCCCAAAAUGCUUUGAAGAUUCCCAGAGGCCUCCACCCUGAUUCCUUGUCCAAGCCAGCUAGUUUCCCUUUUUUCCCAUCUGAACUGCGGCUCUGCUCCUUCAUGCCUUUGGGGCCACCUCCUCCUCCUCCUCCUCCUCCAGCUCCAGCUCCACUCAUUGGCUGCUGCAGAACAGCGGUCUUCCCAUUGGUUGAAGCACAGCAGGAGUUGCAGAUGCUGCAAAAGCAGCUGGGAGAAAGUGGAAAGACCCCUGCCCUGUCAUCAGUAAAUCCAGGGUCACUAGCUGGGCCUUUUUCUGCAGGCAACCCUCCUAUCUCCUCCAAGGCUUGCCUUAAGGCCUACCAUCAUGUUUCUCAGCCAUUUCCCAUGCCAAACAUUACUGAAUGGACAACAAAACCUAGGACUGGGAUAGCGGACAGCAGCCCCCCUUGGCAUAUGCCUCCAUUCAGACAGCCUCAAGAGAAAUCCGUCCCAGGAAUCUUACCACCGUGUUCUUCAGGAACAUUUUCCAAACAGAAUCUCUCAGGUGCUGAUUUGCUGGAAGAACAUCUGUCUGAGAUUCGGGUACUUCGCCAGCGCUUGGAGGAGUCCAUCUGCACCAACGAUCGGUUGAGACAGCAACUGGAGACUCGCCUGUCCUCAGUGCCAAAGGCCAAUAAGUUGGAGCACUUACAGAAUUCACUGCUGGCAUCACACUCCCAUCUGCAUGAUGGCAACGUUGUCCUGGAACAGCAGCGACUUCAGCAGCAGCGGUUGCAGGAGGAGAUCCAAGGCAAGCAACGAGACCUUGUGCAGCUCCAGGAGGAGUUCUUGGCUUCACAAAUCAACAAUUCUAGGCUUAAAGACAGAAUGACGUUACUGCAGCAUCAGUGUGAGGAAAACCAGUUACUCCUCCAGGCCUUGCAGGCUGAAUUGCGUGUCUAUGAGGUGUUGCACACUGUGCCAAUGGAGAAGGCAAAUAGAGAAGCACAGAAGCAGGACAGCCUCAUACCGGUAGAAGGUGACAACAAACAGGGCAACCAGGUCAUCGGUCAUCUCAAGGACUAUAUCUCCCUUAAGGAACAGAUUCAGGAGGGAAAGACCCUGAUCCACAAGAUGUCAUCAACUCUAUAUCCUGGCCUGGAACAAAAGAGCAGCGGCAAGGUUUUCGGUCAAGAAGUAACCAGGCAACUGCUUGCGACUGUGACCUCUUUGCGCCACACCCUGGAGAAGUCAGCUUGCCUUCUUUCGUUGUUCUCAAAAGCAUCCCUUCCUGAAGCUCAAAGCUCUGCACAAGUACAGCAGGUUCAGAGUUCAGUGGCGAAAAUGACUUCCGUUUAUCCAGUCUGUUGCAGCCAGCCAGCCAAUCUGCAUCACUUGCCUUCAUCUAGGACUCAUACACAGGAACAAUCAAUGAAGGAGGAGAUCCAGGUGCUGAAAGCUAAGCUGGCUGAGCAAGAGAGUCAUCUGCACACUGCUAGGCAUGUUAAGGAAAGCAUGGAAAACUUCCUCUUUACUCACCUGACAAGGACACAUGAUGUGCUGAGGAAAGCAAGGACUAACCUACAGGGAAUGAGUCAACUGCCUACACCUAUCUCUUCCAUCAUGUGACUAUAAGUCUUGCAUGAACUGUGAAGGAACAGGAGGAAGAGGAAGAAAACCAGCUCCUGCCAAUUCCCUGCUCCUACCCAAGCCAGACAUCAGAAGAGGCCUGCUUAAGACAUCCGAAACUCAGCAAGUCCUGCCUUUCAGAAUUUGUCCUGGAAGCUACUAACUUCUGCUGCUUUAGAGCGAACCCCCUAUGGAGUCAAGGGGAUGAUAAAGACCUGCUUUCUCACCUGCCUCCACAUGUGCUGCUAGAGACCAGCUUGGAAUUUGUUUGGAAACACUCAGGCUACCAGUGCAAUAUUAGAUUUAGGCCAGACUACUACAAUAUGUACUGAUGUCAGAUACGGGUAUGUUAAAAAAUAGUAUCCUCCAAGGAUACGCUUCAAAGCUGCCAUGGAUGCUUUGGCAGGACGUAGUCAGUUCCAGCAUAGUCCUGCCGAAGUUUGUUUAUGCUGUUACAAUUAUAGAUCAGGGUGUAUUAUGUUCUAUUAAGGCUCAGCUUACCUUGUGCCACAGAAAGUGUGACCUUAACAUAUAUUCUUUGAAAGUGUUACUGUGCUAGAUUAUUGGGGAGGGCUGUCUUAGCCCGCUUCAGCAGACUCUUCACUUAGUCAUGUUCACCUUUUUAAGCUGCAUCUGAACUACUGUAGGUCGCGGCCACCCUUUCCUUUCAGCACUUCAGUUGUUUUCAGGACUAAACGAUUUCUUGUCAUUGCUUUGGAGUUCAGUGGACGCUGAAAGGUAGUCCAGUUUAUAUGUAAUGCAGCUACCAUUUGUGAAAAGGUUUGAAGGUCUUCCUUACAGCCUUUCUUAGUCCUGUAAGAUGUAAAGAAAGGUGUGAAGGGCUAAGUGGGGGGAAAUGUCAUGGAGAAAGAGCCUCUACGUAAAUUUGUAGAAAGAAAUUAAGUUUUUCUUCCCUUCUUAUGAUCUCAAUUCCCAAUAAACCUUUUUUUUGUAAAAAAAAUGUCUCUCAACUUUGCAUUUGUUAGGAAUUAACACACAAACCGCAUUGUUUUUCUCUGUGUAGGACCAGCCAGCGCAGGUUCCUGAAGAACCAUUUUGGCUUUGGCAGAAGUUUGGGCAUUGCAGUGGAGGGUGGAGAGGGAACAGCCCUGUCAGUUCUCUUGUGUCUCUCUCUAUAGUGCUUAGACACCAUCCAAAUAUCUGGAUCACCAGCUUUACAUAGAUGUUAAUCAGCAUAGGAGAAAUGAUAAAACUCUCAGGGGACCCCAUAACAUAGGGUCCCGGGGGCCACUAUAGCCUCUUCGAGCUGAACUUUCUGCAUGUGGCCUUCAAGA
Pogona vitticeps (central bearded dragon) is the source of this 8028-nucleotide messenger RNA. Lineage: Eukaryota; Metazoa; Chordata; Lepidosauria; Squamata; Agamidae. The record is from RefSeq and is a predicted model, not a curated record.